Molecule: messenger RNA, 2106 nt
Organism: Amyelois transitella
Lineage: Eukaryota; Metazoa; Arthropoda; Insecta; Lepidoptera; Pyralidae
Gene: Srp54
Product: probable splicing factor, arginine/serine-rich 7
Exons: 4
Coding region: 203-1978 (591 amino acids)
Cellular component (GO): nucleoplasm
Molecular function (GO): RNA binding
Source: RefSeq, a predicted model, not a curated record
AUUUGACGUUAGCGAAAAGAAAAGAAAGUGAAUUUGAUAGCGGCCAAAGCGGCGUGUGCAUUUUUCAAGAAAUUUCUGUAAUUUUCGUAGUUCUCAUAACACCUUUUCCUAAACAUGUAGAAUAAAUUGGCUGUUUUAACUGCCUAACAUCACGUGUGAUAUUUUUUAGUGUAGAGCGAGAGUUUUUAAUAGAGACGCGCUCAUGUGUAAGUCUUCGAAAAUGGUUUCGGGGAGUACGAGGGUGAUUCAGGUCACCAACAUCGCACCACAAGCGACGAAAGACCAGAUGCAGACUUUAUUCGGUUAUUUAGGUAAAAUAGACGACAUCAGGCUCUAUCCUACCAUAAGAGACGUGUCUUGCCCUGUACAAUCAAGGAUAUGUUAUGUCAAAUAUUACGAUUCGGCGACUGUAAAUGUGGCUCAACAUAUGACAAACACCGUAUUCAUCGAUCGGGCAUUGAUUGUGAUCCCAAUGCAGUCUGGAGAGAUACCGGAUGAACAUAAGGCUUUAGAGAUGUCAAGUAAUGGAACAUUGGUACCUGGAUUGAGCAGCGUGGAGCCGCGUCUUCCCGCGCAUAUACUCAAUGCUUUAGAGGGCAUGCCGCCUAAUCAAGUUAUUCAAACACAUGACCCGAAAAUGGUGGCAGCAGGGCUUCCUCCAUACCCUCCAUUGCCAGCCACAUAUGAUGCAAGAAAGAUUGAAGAAAUCAGACGCACUGUGUUGGUAGCUGAUGUAGGCUCCCUGACUCAACAGCAGCUCGUUGACCAUUUCUGCCAAGCUGGUGAAGUGAAAUAUCUUCGCUUCUGUGAGCGUGAUGUGGAUACUGUAAAAUAUGCCCUGGUAGAGAUGACUGAGCAAGAGAGUGUUUUAGCGGCUCUCAAACUAAAUGGCUCCACUGUCGAUGGACAAACUAUAAAGGUGCACCAUGCCACUCAGUCAAUCUCCAAACCACAGACAAAAAGCAAUGAGGCAGCUCAGCGGGAAAUUGAAGAAGCCAUGUGCAGAGUAAAAGAAGCACAGAACCUCAUUUCUGCGGCCAUUGAUCCCGUCAUUGGCUUACUUUCUAAAGACAAAAGAAGGACCCGUUCCCGUUCGAGGUCGCGCCGCCGCUCUCGCUCGCGCUCGCGCCGCUCCCGCUCGCGACACCGCUCGAAGCGCUCGCGGUCCCGUUCGCGACAUCGCUCACGUCGCUCCCGGUCGAGACAUAGACACCGCUCCAGAUCUCGUUCCCGUCAUCGCAGCUCGCGGCGCUCCCGUUCUCGAUCCCGCCACCGCAGCUCACGCUCCAAGCGGGACCGAUCUCGAGACAAAGACAAAAAAGACUCCAGUGACAAGAAAGAUAAAUCCAAGUCACCACUGAAAGAUAUCGAAAAGGAGGAGAAAGAAGAACCCAAACCUGAAGUACAAGAGAACGAAACCAAUGGCAAUAGUUCUGAAUCGAAAUCCAAAGCUUCUACCCCAGCUGAGGAUAAAGACAAGGAAUUGGAUAAAGAAAAGGAUCGCUCGCCGUCUAAGAAGAGGUCGCGGUCUCGUGAAAAGAAACGUGACAGGUCUCGUUCUCGGCGUCGCUCGCGCUCGCGUUCCAGGCGUAAGCGGUCGCGAUCGCGAAGAAGGUCACGGUCUAGGGAUAGGAAGAGAUCCCGGUCCAGGGAUAGAAAGAGAAGUAGAUCCAGGGACCGAAAACGAUCUCGCUCUCGUGAUAGAAAAAGAACAAGAUCCAGAGAUAGGAAGCGUUCCCGAUCUAGGGACAGGAAGCGUUCGCGCUCUCGGGACAGAAAGCGCUCCCGUUCAGGAAGUAGACGGUCUAAAAGCCGUUCACACCGGGACUCCAAGACGCCUCACGAAAGAAGAACUCGUGACCGUAGUCCCAACCUUUCCAUAAUAGAAGAAAAAGACAAUUCCAUCAUUGAAAAAGCCCCAGAUUUGAAUGAAGAGAAAAAUUCUCCAGAUAACAUGGACAUUUCUAAUUCACCGUAAAUAUUGACAUUCAUAUAAUGCGGUAUCUAGCAUCGUUAAUUCUUUUUCUUCAAUCUUAGAAAUUUAUUUCUUGAUAAUUCUCUAAGUCUCUUAGUUAAGCUUUACUGAAAUAAAUAUAAUAGUUUGAA